AUGGGGGCUAGUGAUGACUCCUCGUUCUUCCUGUAUGGUGUCGGGGAACGGCCCGAGGCUCUGACCCUGGGUUCAUUGGUGCUGGAGAAGUACUGGCAACCAAUGAAUGCCCGCCACUAUACCCACGAACAAUUAAGCGAAAAAGAUCUACAACAGCAUGCGUACACAACGCACGCAGAUAAUCUCGUCUUUCAUGGAUCUUCCCGCAUUUCGCCCUCCGUAGGCGUCGAGGGUGGAGAUAUCGUCAAUCUCGGUCUUGCCUACAACAAGGAAGCUGAGCGUGUUGUGGUCGCAGAGAAAGGAACCCGGAUGAUUCUAAAAGACCCGGAGGAAUUCCUUACAACCAAUGUCCUGGCCAAGCCACAGGCACAGCAAAAGCUUAAACUUUGGCUAUCUGCUGCGCACAGCUCCUACGUGCUCAAUUUCAAGUUCGCUCGUCGCCCCAAGGUAUGGCUACUCACCGGUCUAUAUCUACUCGAGAAAACGCGAACGAUGGUCUCCACGGGACACUCGGCAGAUAUAUCGGCUGGCGUUUCCUCUGCAAUCGUAGGGCUUCUAUCUGGCGUUCCGGUCGGUGGGUCCGUCAGUCUGGGCGUAGGGUCCUCUUGGGAGAUGGCGAUGGAAGUGGCUGACCCACACGUCUGGGCGGCCCAAUUUCGACUACUUGAUGCUCGCUUUAUCAAAAUGGGUAAAGGCGGCGUGGAUGGAGUGAAACUACCAAUGACGAUGGGCCUUUAUCGAGAUGUCAUGUCGGUCCGCACCGCCCGGGGAGUUCAGGACAACUCGGUCGAGCUUGGUCUUGAGAAAGAAGAGGGUGUGGAUGCAAAGGAGGCUUCUCCGGAAGAUCAGGAGAGCGAGGAACUACAAGAGUACGAGAAGCGUCUAGAGCAGGCUAUUAAAGUUUUCGAGACGGCCCCGAAGCACUUCUUACAGUAA
Messenger RNA from Penicillium brasilianum, 936 nucleotides. The record is from the annotation of a GenBank genome assembly. NCBI's taxonomy places the organism in Eukaryota, Fungi, Ascomycota, Eurotiomycetes, Eurotiales, Aspergillaceae.